Molecule: messenger RNA, 6267 nt
Organism: Rhincodon typus (whale shark)
Lineage: Eukaryota; Metazoa; Chordata; Chondrichthyes; Orectolobiformes; Rhincodontidae
Product: protein C19orf12 homolog
Exons: 4
Coding region: 431-856 (141 amino acids)
Source: RefSeq, a predicted model, not a curated record
CUGUGGAGGCGCUAUAUUGAUAUAAGCUAGUGUUGUUGGCCGUAGGCGCUUGCAGCACAUUGCGCUGAGUCUACAGUUCAAUUAUCUUUGUCACUUUCCACAAGUACAGGGAAAUCACGCGAUAGAAACUCUUCUGCAGACCGCUCCCAUAUUCCCAAUAUUGGAAACCUGGAACCGGCCUGGAGGUUGCAUUGACCUGUGUAAGGGAGAAAGUGAGCGAUCCUAAAUCAGAACAAGCUGAAUGCAGGGAACAUCACUUUCUAACAGGAUUCAGAAAAGUGUCUAGGCUGAAUAAGUUUGAAAACCUCUAACUGAAUGAGUUGGACUUUGGAUGGCCAAGCUGAGGAGAGAAGGAGGUGUUGAGAGUUUCUUUCUGCAAGACUCCAGAACAAAGAACAUCACACCAAGACAGUUCUGACGUGAUACUGAGAUGCCUGUGCAUAUUGAUGAUGUGAUGCGCUUAGUGUGCCACAUUUCAGAGGUGGAGAAGCUGCAAGUAGCAGUGAAAAGCUCUGGAAAAGGGGCACUUCUGGCUGGUGCAAUAGCAUUUGCAGGAGGCUUGGUCGGUGGUCCUCCAGGAAUAGCAGUUGGUGGUGCGGUUGGUGGAUUGUUGGGUGCCUGGAUGACUAGUGGACAGUUAAAACCAUUACCACAGAUUAUUAUGGAACUGCCACCAAAUCAACAGACGAUAUUAUCUAAAGAUGUGCGGAAUAUUGUCCAGCAUUUAGACUGGACGGAUGCAGUCCAGCUGAUAUCAUUGGUGAUGGGUAAUACUGCCCUGAAGCAGGAGGUGAUGUCAGCAAUAAGUGCAUUUUUUUUAAAGCAACUUAAUGCUGAGGUGCGACACUUUGACUGAAACCUAUAUAAAUAGCCUUUUCUAGAAAUCUAAAUAAAAUUCCAUUUGCUGGAAUAUAAGAAGAGCAUUCAUUUUGCCGAUACAAGUUCAAAGGUCUGUGAAGGAUUUGCUUUGGAUAAUGCUACAAUGACUACAUGAACCUUUAACCUGUAGGAUUCAUUUUGAACAUUUUUACAUAGCUCACUUUGGAUUCAGCAUUCUCAAAAUCUGUUUUACCUUUUUGAUAGCAUGCCCUCUUACUGUUGUCAAAUGUAUUUUGGAAUUGUGCCUGGUUUGUAAGCAAAGAAUAAUUCUGCUUGGAUAUUUAUAUAGGAAAAUUAAGGAUAAUGGAUCUUAUUUUCAAAAUCUUGUUAAUGCUGUUUCAGUUAUAUUGCAAAUUGGCAUGUAUUGAAUUAAAUUGGCAAUACCAUCUCAAAAUUGGUAUUUACAACAAAUAUAUAAUCAUUUAAAACACAUUGGCUGGAUUCAAGCUGGAAUGGUGUAAGCUAACAUGUAACAGACCCUAGUCUCUCUCUGUGAUAGAAAUAUUGAAUUUAAGUGCUCAUUGGACUCGACCUGAUACAAGGACAGGAAAUAUAGAUUCUGCCCUGAAAUCCCAGCAAUCAAAUGUCAUUAAAGAAGAAUAUGAGAGCAACCAUAAGUCAGCUGUAUGACAAUGGCUUCUAAUGUCUUUCCGGAUUCAUAUGGUACAAAAAUCUAGCCUUCAGAAUCACAACUGGCUCUACAAAAUCCACAAGAUAGUUGGAGUACCUCCAUAUGCUACAAGCUGACAAUCAAACAGUAACAAAUGUGGAUAAAUUCUGUCCCUCCUGGUGUGCUAAGGAUGUUCGUAAACUGAUAUAAUGUCCUGUCCUUAAAGAAAUAGGUGUAAUAGGCAUAUGUAAUAUUUCAGAACUCAUGUUUAUGGGCAGUGAAAAACCCACAAAAGGGAUCGCCAAGUCCAAAAUUAAAUCAGGUAGAAAAUGGACAUUGGAUGAAUCGUGGUAACCAGAAGCAAAUUACAUUUCAGCAAUGUACUCAGCAAAUGGUAGGAUGUCUCCAAAUGUUUUACAAUAAACAAUAGACACUGAAGAUCAAAAGAGGUGAGUUCUGUGACAGAUGACAUUGCCCUAUCCCCUGCCCUGCCUCAGUUGAUGUAAAAAGCUGUGAAAAAGAAGCAGGGUAUUGGAGGAUGGAUUAGAUUUGGGGAAGAAGUGGCUCAAAGCCAGCAAUCCCAGGACAGAGUUGUGGUGGAUUUUGAAUGUUGCUUUAUUUUGGGGGUUUGGCAAUUCAAUUUGCAGCAGGUAGGGUGGGCUGAGCAGUCUCUUGGACAAUCAGGCAACUAUCAGACACUCAACUAAUAAUUUGCUCCCUCAUUGCUGUGCCAGUGGAUUAUCUAGUCAAGUUGGCAAUUUAUUUCAUUCCUAACAAUAAUUCAGAUUCAAGCAUGACAACUUAAAAAGAAAAAGUCUGUUUUUUGGUCUUCAUUGUUUUUCAGAUAAUCUGAUUUGAAACACUGUACCUAAAUCCAUUUGGUACAUACUAUCAUUAAAUUUAAAGACCUUCGUCAAAUCACCCCUUAGUCUCUAUUCAAACAUCUUUGUCUCAAGCCAUUAUAGUGAUUAGAAUGGAGAUUGAAUUCUCCAAACAUUCUACAAUGAUUGUGCUUUACUGGUCAAGUUGGGAAUGCAGAAAAUGACCAGACUCAACUGAUGCAAGAAAUUCACUGAAAAUAUAUUCCUGCACAUGUCUUUGUUAAUGUAUGUACAAAACCACAAAAUCUUUGAAAAUGAGGUCCACUAUAUCCUUUCAAAAGUUAUCUUUUGUUGAACAAUGUAAUUUAUUUUUAUCAGUUCUGUAAUUUAGUAUAAAUAUAAAACACUGUGGAUGCUGGCUAUCUGCAAUAAAUUCAGAAAAUGUUAGAAAUACCCUGCUGACCUGGCACCAACAGUGGAGAGUUAAUUCCAUUGAUUUUUGUCAGACUGUUCUUUAUCAACAGAUGCUGCUUGACCUGCUAAAUAUUUCUGACAUUGUCUGUUUUUGUGUAUGGUUUAAGAAGACAAUUACUGAAGUGAAUUGAGGUGAAUAUAUUGUGGAGCAGACCAAGGUACAAAUAUGACUUAAAUGAUAGGGCAAACUGUGGUAACAAAUCAAUUGCCCUUUGUGAAAUUUUCUUUCCCAAUGCAGAAUAAGUGUUGAUUUCCCAUCCUAACUAAAUUAUACGGCCACGUGUUUUACAAUUGGUAAACAGAAACAUUCUUCUACAAAACACUAAUGAAGCGUAACUUGAUGGAUUGUGAUCUUUGCCAUAAUUAUGAGAUCCCAGAUUUCCCAUUUCAGUGAUGCUUUUAGCAUUUCAAUUUGAAUUCAAAUCAGCAUUAAACCAAUCUCAACGUAGAGACUGGUGAAUGUCCCAUGAAAUCUCUUCUUACCAGUCAUACUUAACUGACUUUGAAAUGCUUAAGACAUUUAUUUGGGGGAGAAUUGCUUCCCAUCAAAAUAGAACUGAAGAGAGUCUAUAGUAAGAAAGAAACACUUUGGCAAACAUGAAGACUGAAAAUGAGUUAAGUGAAUUUGUUUAAUGAAUGCCACACAGUGUCGCAUUCCCAUGUAUUUUGAGAAUUGCUAGUAUUUGUCAAAAAGGCUGGAAUCUGCGGUACAAGAUGGUACAUUUUCUGAUGUCAACCUAGAGCCUUUAUUCGAAGGCAAUUUAUUUAAAGAUUGUAAUUAGAUAUUUUCCAUGAUUUCUUGAACUACAAUUUCAGGAAUGAUUUAAUAAAUUAUGAUAAUACUGUUUUCUUUUAUUGCUCUUUGCAGUUACUUGAAAAAUGUGAAAAACACUUGAAAAAUGGGUUAACUGCUUGAAUUGCUAAACUGUAUCAAAAUGCCUGUUUUUAUCUACAAUUUUACGCUGUCUUUAUGAUAUGUUGUACCAUGUCUUUAACUGUCCUGGCACAGAAUUCUAGUCCCCAGCACACAGAACAUCAUCCAUACACUAUCCAUAAUUUUCCAUCUAUUAUAGACAGAAAUUGUCCCCAAUUUCAAAAUGUAUAGCUGGCAGUGCUAAGCAUCAAUUACUGACUGGCACCACAGAUUAAUUUACUGCAUUGAUAACUGUCUUGGUUUGAACGCAGCCCAAAUUGAUGGGUAGAAAAUCUCUUACAGUACAAAAAACCAAAAAUUGUAAGCCUGAGAAGUUUCUCUCGGCUGAAUUUUUAGCAGGUACGAAUUAUUGGUAGAGUGGGAAAUGAAGUGUCCCUAAGUUGACAAGCUCGAUCAGAGAUGGUGUAAUUAACAUUUACUUCAAAGAAUAGAGGUGAAAUUCUUUUUCUCAAGUAAAAAAAAUUCUUAAAUGGUGUCGAAGACAAUGUUUUUGAGUCAGGGGAGUUGUAAAGCUCACAGCUGAAAGCUAGAAAACGUGAAAUAAAAAGGUGGUGGGAAUACUCGGCAGAUCUGGUAGUAUCUGUAGAGAGAGCAACAGAGUUAGUGUUUCAGGUCAAGGACUUAGAAAUUGGGUGUUGCUCUUGCACAGUAAUGGGCUGACAUCAAUUAUUACUAUUUGAUAACAGAAACACAAACAUCCAUUUUUGAAAGCUUUCCAAAUUUGUUUAAAGGAAUGUAUAAACCAUUCGGGAAUUUUAUGAAGAAGAUUGCAUGUAAAUGAUUUUUGCAUGGUACACAAUAAAUAGCACUUUUUAAGUAGGUUUCUGGACAAAAAGGUACUUUCAAUAUUUUGAUAUACAAUGAGGUAUUCCAUUCCACUGGAUACAGUCAACCAGGCACAGCGAACAGAAGGAUGUAUGUUAUGUAUAAUUUAACUGGAAAAAUGUAAAUUUAACAAAAUCUAGCAUAAAGGUGCUGCUAUGAUUUAUUGAAUUAACUCAGUCAAAAGCUAUUUGAAGCUUAGCAAGGCCACAGCACCUUCAUAUAUCUGAUUGCAUCAUCAAAGACUACAAACAGUAGAACUUAUGAAAAUGUUAAAAGGUGCACCUUAUCUUUGUCAGCUGGUUGUGUGGUCUAAUAAUUACAUGAUUGUAUGUGAUUAUUAGGCCAUUAUGCAAUAGAAUUCAUAUUCCAAGGUAAUCUAUUUUAGAUCUAUAACAUCAAUUGAUAAAUAUUAAUGCUGAACAGAUCCACAUUUUUGACCACUGCUCAAAACACAUCAACAUUUUGCCAUCGUCUUAUAAUCCCAUUUUAUAAAUCUAGAAUCUAGCUUUAAUUUUAGGAAUAAUAUGCAGAUCCUACUUACUGCACUAGUAGACCCAAUUUUUAACUGUGUAAAUGGAUAUGUUAUUCUAGCAGUUAUAUGUUAUUCUUAUUAUUCUAGCAUUUUGAGAGCCAUUGCUUAUGUUCUGGAGAGCAUGGCAGCAAAAUAAUUAAAGUACAAUCUGUAGUUAUGAUGUACUAAUGGGUGUGUCAUGACAAGGCAAUCUGUUGCUUUUCUUUACAGGAAGAUGAACUAACAUUUGAGUUGAAGAGUUUUUGAUUAAUUUCUGUUUCAUGCUAAUAACUGUCGCUCUAAGAUUGUUUGAUUUGAGUUUUUUAAAAAUUGUUUUGAACAAUGACCUCUGGCAUGGGCAAAUUUCCUGUCCUGGAGACAGGAUGGCAGUGUGCCAGAAACCUGCCACCUUUCCAUUUCACCUCAAUUAAGUUGGAGAUUUGAAGGCCCAAGUCUGACCUUCACACCCUGCCACCAAUUGAGACCUUUAAGUGGUUAAUUAAGGACCACAUAAGGGCUUAUUCCUAUCAGGGCUCUGAUUAUCACAGCUCUAAGGGCGGGGGGGAGCAAUUGAUCUGCCUAAUGUGCAGGUAGGCUGUUAGUCUAAAAGCAGGGGUAAAAGGGGUGUUCCUUAAUCUGCAUUGAUAUGUGCUUGAUCAAAGGACUGGACAUAGGCCUAAGGGUGUGGCCACAAAGCCUGACACCUCUCAUUAAUCUCCCUGAAAAGCAUAUAUCUGACACUUUGGUCUUUGUGAUGUGGUUAUCUCUCCAACAGUACCUACAUCCCAGAGCUGGUGGCCUGGGUUUGCAGUGCAAAAUCAGGAUGGGCACCUUUUCAGCAAGUCACCCGAUGAAUCUGGAAGACACUGGCUAAUAUGAAAAGAAAAUUAAAUGGUCGAUGUCAUUGGAAUCAUCUUGAUUUCUUUUCCCACUUACCUUGUCCCAUUUUAGAAGGAAAUAAUUUUGAUGGAAAGUCCCAUGAAAUUCAGUGAUGAUCAGAAUUCUUGUAAUCGUACAGAAAACAAAAGCUUCCUCAGGAUAGUCAGAACUUUAUUGUGUCAUGGAUAGUUUGAAAGUAAAUUAAUGUCUGUGGUUGGAAAGUUAGCCGUAAAAGUAAUAGUGAGUUAAAAAGUUUCAGAACAGUUGUGGUUACAAAAACUGGUCAUUGAAUAAAAAUGAAGAUGGUCGUCAUGUUAGUCUUUGAACCUAAUGU